This is a messenger RNA of Drosophila subobscura, 246 nucleotides long. Its product is annotated as kinesin-like protein Klp59C. The transcript is spliced from 2 exons. Gene Ontology annotation, molecular function: microtubule binding; ATP binding; microtubule motor activity. Gene Ontology annotation, biological process: microtubule-based movement. The record is from RefSeq and is a predicted model, not a curated record. Lineage: Eukaryota; Metazoa; Arthropoda; Insecta; Diptera; Drosophilidae. Bases 19 to 219 code for a protein of 66 amino acids.
CAAAUAUGCUGGUGGCGCAUGCGCCGCGCCACCACGUAUACCUGGAGAGCACUUUUUGACGAGGAUUGCUCGAAUGCCAGUGUCGACAACUUCACAGCUCGUCCGCUGAUCCGCCACAUCUUCGAGGGUGGCUGGACCAAGUGCUUCGCUUAUGGGCAGACGGGCAGCGGCAAGACUCACACCAUGGGGGGAGUGUUCGAGGGAAAGAAUCAGAACUAGACUCUGCAUCAACAGGCAAAAUUGACA